AUGACCGCGAAGUAUCCCUUACUACGUCCACGACGCGGCCUGUCGAUGCUCUGUAUCAUUGCUUGCCUCUCCUGCAGCGUCAUUCUCGCCAUCUGGUAUGGCAUGAACUCCGAUCGCGACUACAUUCAUCCAGUCCUCACACAAUUGAUUCCCGCGGGCCACUGUGCUUGUCAAACAUCCACCACCUUCCAAUGCUCUACCUGUCUCUCCUGUCCCGAGACAAGUCUUCAAAUACCUUCAUCCCCUAGAUGGUCCUUCGACUACGCCCGCGACGCUCGCAAUGAGGCCCUCGAUAGCAGACAGUGCGAAGCUGCCUUCCCAGGUCUGUUUGAAGAUGUUGCGCGUGGCCAGAAAUACUGGCGCGCACUUCAAGGCCUGGUGACCGAGGACCUCGACGUGAUCCACUUACAACCAGGAAUGGCGCGCGUCUUCAUUUCACAAGGUCAUCUGCAUGUGGUCGCUGCGCGCGCCAAGGGUGAGGACCACCGACGGAAAAUUCUGGGGGUAUUGAGCUCGAUCCAUCGUGCGCUGGCCGCCGACCAAGAUCGCGCCGCACGCCGCGACAUCGAAUUCGUCUUCUCUGUGGAAGAUAAAGUGGAGGACGUCACGAAUUCGGAAUACCCUGUCUGGGUCUUCGCCCGCACCCCAACCGAAGAGGGCGUAUGGCUCAUGCCAGACUUCAGCUUUUGGGCCUGGGAUAACCCUACCAACUAUAUUGGCCCCUACGACCAGGUGGUCGAUCGCAUCACAAAAUUGGACGUUCCCUGGAACGAGAAAAAACCGCAACUUGUAUGGCGCGGCAAGCCAAGCUUUGCGCCGAAGCUGCGUCGCGCAUUGAUGGAAGCCGCGCGAGAUAAACCCUGGGGUGAUGUGAAGCAGGUCGAGUGGUCCUCCGGCACCAACGUGCUCAAGAUGGAGGACCACUGCCAUUACAUGUUCAUUGCCCACGUCGAAGGUGAGAGACUAGAUCAGCGACAAGCUCCUCCUGGAUCAGCCACUGACACGUUCUUCGUAGGACGAUCAUACUCCGCAUCCCUCAAAUACCGACAAGCUUGUAACUCAGUCAUUGUCGCACACAAACUCCAGUACAUCCAACAUCACCACUAUCUCCUCGUCUCCGAAGGCCCGAACCAGAACUACGUCGAAGUCGAGCGCGACUUCAGCGACCUCGGCGACAAGAUCGAGCCUCUCGUCCGCGAUACCGACGCCGCAGAACGCAUCGCCAAUAACAACGUCAAAACUUUUCGCGAACGAUACCUUACACCAGCAGCCGAAGCAUGCUACUGGCGCUCGCUAUUUGGCGGCUACAGCAGCGUGUGGAAUAGCACGGUGAAUCCAUGGUCCGACCGAGACCACAAAGAGCGCGGUCUCCGGUAUGAGUCCUUCGUGCUGCUGGAAAGUCCGAAAAUGUUCGAGUUCAGGGCUGAUCGCUCCUUCUUGUGA
Penicillium atrosanguineum is the source of this 1443-nucleotide messenger RNA. RefSeq lists its product as uncharacterized. Bases 1 to 1443 code for a protein of 480 amino acids. The record is from RefSeq and is a predicted model, not a curated record. The transcript has a single exon. NCBI's taxonomy places the organism in Eukaryota, Fungi, Ascomycota, Eurotiomycetes, Eurotiales, Aspergillaceae.